Glarea lozoyensis ATCC 20868 is the source of this 1890-nucleotide messenger RNA. RefSeq names its product Nop. The transcript is spliced from 2 exons. Gene Ontology annotation, cellular component: box C/D methylation guide snoRNP complex; small-subunit processome. The record is from RefSeq and is a predicted model, not a curated record. Gene Ontology annotation, molecular function: snoRNA binding. The coding region runs from base 1 to 1890 and encodes 629 amino acids. NCBI's taxonomy places the organism in Eukaryota, Fungi, Ascomycota, Leotiomycetes, Helotiales, Helotiaceae.
AUGGGUUACUUCGUUCUCUCCGAGACGAGCGCUGGCUAUGUUCUUUUCAAUGCCGACAAAAGUGCUUUUAAAAACCCAGAGUCCGUUGAGACUGACACGGCAGAGGGCAUUAACAAGAUCUUGAAAUUGAAGCAUUUCGAGAAGUUCGACUCCGCUGCGACAGCUCUGGAAGAAGUCGCGUCGCUGGUGGAGGGGAAAGUGUCGCCCAUGCUCGCGAACCUUUUGAAUACCCUUAAAGACGAAAAAAAAGCUUCAUUGGCCGUGGCGGAUCCUAAACUCGGAGCUGCGAUCAACAAACUCCCAGGACUCAGCUUAACACUCCUCUCCGAUUCGAAAUCACAGGACAUAUAUCGUGCGAUCCGCGACCACUUACCAUCCUUAAUCCCAGGUCUCCUACCUGAAAACAUUUCAACCAUGUCUCUCGGUCUUUCCCAUUCUUUAUCUCGACACAAGCUCAAGUUCUCGCCAGACAAGGUCGACACAAUGAUCGUGCAAGCGAUAGCUUUACUCGACGAUCUAGACAAGGAGUUGAAUACCUACGCCAUGAGGGUCAAGGAGUGGUACGGGUGGCAUUUCCCUGAGAUGGGUCGCAUUGUGAACGACAAUUUGGCUUACGCAAGAAUCAUUCUCAAGGUCGGCAUGCGGUCGAACACUUCAAAUACUGACCUGACCGACAUUCUUCCCGAAGAAAUCGAGACUGCUGUAAAAUCUGCUGCUGAAGUCAGUAUGGGAACUGAAAUUACCGAGGAGGAUUUGGACAAUAUCAAACUGUUAGCCGAACAAGUCGUCGGCUUUACCGAGUACCGUCAACAACUGUCAAGCUACUUGACAUCUCGAAUGCAAGCUAUUGCACCUAAUCUUACUGAGUUGGUUGGCGAGCUUGUUGGAGCAAGACUCAUUGCUCAUUCGGGGUCCCUCAUCAACCUUGCAAAGAGUCCCGCCAGUACGAUUCAAAUUCUCGGAGCUGAGAAGGCGCUGUUCAGAGCGCUCAAGACCAAACAUGAUACACCAAAAUAUGGUCUUAUCUACCAUGCGUCUUUGGUUGGCCAAGCCACGGGAAAGAACAAGGGCAAAAUUGCUCGUAUGCUGGCCGCGAAAACAGCGAUUGGUCUACGUGUCGAUGCUCUUUCAGACUGGAGCGCUCACGGUGAAGGCAAAGGUGAUGAUAUUGAUGAUGAGGAGCGCUCAAUGUUGGGUGUCACCUCCCGAGCAAAGAUUGAGCGCCAGCUACGACUCUUGGAAGGGAAGCCAAUCUUGCCAAGGGGUGUCGCUGUUGGACCUAAUGGCACUGCUGUCUCCACCCCAGGUAAAUGGGAGAUCAAGGAAGCCAAGAAAUACAACGCUGACGCUGACGGACUUGCUGGGGACGCUCCUGCUGCCAUUGAGCCUGUUUCUGAAAAGAAAUCGAAGAAGGAUAAGAAAGAGAAGAAAUCCAAAAAGGAAGAGGCCCCUAAGAAGAAAAUAAUCGAGGAGAUAGCUUCAGACAACGAAUCUGAUGGAGACGAGGAGAUGGCUGAUGUUUCAGCUGGCUUAGGUUUGGCUCCACCUUCAUUAGAUGGUACUGCAGCAAAGCCAGUUGCAACGAAAUCCAAGGACAAGUCUGAGAAGAAGAAGGACAAGGAGGCGAGGAAAGCUGAGAAGAAAGCAGCAAAGGCCGUAGCGGUGGUAGCGGUAGUAACGACGCCUGCUGAGCAGGAAGAUCCUGACGUGGAAGCUGCCAAAGCAGCGGGUCUGUCUCUCGAAAAAUACAAGAAGAAGCAAGCGAAGAAGCAGAAGAAGGCCGAGGAAAAGGCACCUGCAACUCCUGAGGUCGCCAACGGCAAAAAGCGGAAAUCUGAAGACGAUGUUGAGAAAUCUGAAAAGAAGAAAAAGAAGAAGAGUAAGGCUUGA